AUUCUCAGAUGAGCAACCAUCCUAUGAACUGGUUCAAAGCCGUGCGCACCAAAUCUUGCAAUGCGUCUCUUGAAUACUUCUUGAUUUCAGGUUCGUGACUUCUCCGACACUAUCGUCCCUCCAUAUGCCAUCCUGUCACACAUGUGGGGGUUGGAUGAGGUGUCUCUGCUGGAUGUAUGUAUACUGGAUGUUUCUCCAUUGGAGUCUCAAGAUACCUCGGUCUACGUCAUGGAGAGAUUCGCGAAGAUUACCAAAUGCUGUCGUCAAGCUCAAGUAGACGAGAUACAAUGGGUCUGGAUCGACACUUGCUGUGUCGACAGAUCGAAUAGGGAAGAGAUGAACAAAGCGUGCAAUCUAGCGUACAAGUGGCUCGAAGAAGCGGUAGUUUGUUAUGCUUAUCUAUCCGAUGUUCCUGGCUCUGUUACGGGCUCUUUUACAGAUGGACAAACUGGCAUUCGAAAUAGUCGCUAUUUUACACGGAAAUGGACGUUGCAGGAUCUAGUGGCUCCUCGUGUAGUAAAGUUCUUUGCCAAAAACUGGCGUAUAUUGGGAACAAGAAGCAGUUUGAAUCAUUUGAUCUCGGAAGUUACAGGGAUUUCACCAGCGGUAUUGCUUGGAGAGAAGAAUCCAAAGCAAUGUCAUGUAUCAGAGAGAAUGGCUUGGGCUUCGAAUCGAAAAACCACAAAGGUAGAAGACGAGGCAUACUCUAUGAUGGGGCUUUUUGAUAUCAAUAUGCCGAUACUAUAUGGCGAAGGAAGUCGGGCUUUUCGUCGACUCCAGGACGAAAUCAGAAAGACACACUAUUCGUCAGUUCUGGAUACUGCAAGGACUGGCAUGCGUUUGUUAGACACUAGAUCAGAGCCCCUCCAGAUUCGAAGCUUUUUUGGUAGUGACAGUCCCGAGUAUGCCAUACUGUCCCAUACCUGGGGCUCAGCAGAUGAUGAAGUGUCGUUCUCAGAUGUGUGCCAAGGCAAAGCAGAAGGCAAAAGGCUGUACUCAAAAGUCAGAAAAAGCUGUGAUUUGGCAGCAAGUCAUGGAUUUGAAUACAUUUGGAUUGAUACUUGCUGUAUUGAUAAAUCUAGCAGUGCUGAACUUCAGGAAGCAAUUUGUUCCGUGUAUAGAUGGUACAAAAACGCUCGGAUUUGUUACGUACACCUCGAAGAUUUCUUGGCACCAACAAGUUCCUGUGAAAAGCCCAGUCUCUGGAAUAGUAGAUGGUUUACUCGAGGUUGGACUCUGCGUGAGUAGCCCUGAAAUACUUUCUACUUGGUGAAAAAAGAAGGCCAGGACACUAAUGUUCUUUACAGAGGAACUCAUUGCACCUACUUUUGUUGAAUUAUACGACAGAAAUUGGACAGAAAUUGGAACUAAUCUGAGUCUCUGCGAGCACAUUUCCGAUAUUACCGAUAUUAGCCCUGCUGUACUACGUGGAUCCGAUCCCACAAAAGGCUCUAUCGCUGAAAGAAUUUCUUGGGCUGCUUCUCGGUCAACUACGCGUGUUGAGGAUGCUGCAUACAGCCUACUAGGAUUGUUUGACGUCUUCAUACCCAUGUAUUGGGUUGAAAGGGUAUUGGGUACUGAAGGUCAUGGAGAAUUGAUUGCAUUGUAA
This is a messenger RNA of Hymenoscyphus albidus, 1609 nucleotides long. Lineage: Eukaryota; Fungi; Ascomycota; Leotiomycetes; Helotiales; Helotiaceae. The record is from the annotation of a GenBank genome assembly.